GCUCUCUCAGCUGGCUCCACUCUCCCUUCGUCUGUGCAUGGUGUGGACUUGUGUGCGCUGAGCUGAGCUUCUACGGGGCAGAGUGUGUGAGGGAGGGAGAGAGAGAGAGAGAGAGAGAGAGAGAGAGAGAGAGAGAGUGGUGGAGUUCAGUUUAGUCUCAGUGCGCUUUCAGUCGAGCUGCUACUUUAGACAGUUCAAGAGGAGAGAGGGAAGAGAAAGAGAAGAGGACUGAGUAGAUAAACACCCUCAAGGCUUGGAUAGAACACACUUACACUUACACACACACACACACACACACACACACACACACACACACACACACUCACUCACUCACUUACAUACAACAAACACACACACAUGCAAACACAUAGUCACAGAAGAGAAUGGUCAGUUUCAGUGCCGGUGUGUGAAGAGAGUGUGUGUGCCGCCUGCUUCACUACGAGGGAUGUGAUCACCAUGUGCCGCCACACACACGCUCAUACUGACUGACCACACACUUUCCCACCAACACUCACAUACACACGCGUACACACCUGCUCCACCCUCAGGUGCUGCUGCUCUGAUCUGGACUCAUCUGGUGCUGUUUGUAGCCGCUCUCUACUACUGGAGGCCUGGGGACUGGACAGCGCAGUGCCAGGGGGUCACCAUGGACUACCUGUGGGGGCUGGUUGUGCUGCUGUUUGGGCUCAGCGUGCCCCGGAGAGGAGCGGACGCCCGGCAGGUCAAGAACAACGUGCCCAGGCUCAAGCUCUCCUAUAAAGAAAUGCUGGAGUCGAACAACUUGCUGACAUUCAACGGACUGGCCAACAGCUCGGCCUACCACACGUUUCAGCUGGACGAGGAGAAGGGCCGGCUCUUCGUAGGAGCAAAGGAUCACAUACUGGCCUUCAACCUCAUUGACAUCAACAUGGAGCAACAGUUGAUCUCUUGGCCUCCCUCUACUGCCCGGCGGGAUGAGUGUAAAUGGGCUGGGAAAGAUGUUCAGAAAGAGUGCUCUAACUUCAUUAAGGUGCUACAGCCAUUUAAUCACACCCACCUGUAUGCGUGUGGGACCGGAGCCUUUCACCCCACCUGUGCCUACGUGGAGGUGGGAAAACGACCAGAGGACAACAUCUUCCGGCUGGAGUCGUCACACUUUGAGAACGGACGUGGAAAGAGCCCAUACGACCCAAAACUGCAGACUGCUUCUCUACUAAUUGAUGGCGAGCUGUACGCUGGGACGUCAGCCGACUUCAUGGGCCGGGACUUUGCCAUUUUCCGGACCUUAGGAGAGCAUCAUCCAAUCAGAACAGAGCAGCACGAUUCCAGGUGGCUCAAUGACCCUAGAUUUGUAAGCGUCCACCUCAUCCCAGAGAGUGACAACCCAGAAGAUGACAAGAUUUACCUCUUCUUCAGAGAGAACGCCAUCGACGGAGAACAAACCGGCAAAGCCACACAUGCCAGAAUCGGACAGCUGUGUAAAAAUGACUUUGGGGGUCACAGAAGCUUGGUGAAUAAGUGGACCACCUUUCUAAAAGCUCGACUGAUCUGCUCGGUUCCUGGCCUCAACGGCAUCGACACACACUUCGAUGAGCUACAGGACAUCUUUCUCAUGAGCUCCAAGGACCCCAAAAACCCAGUCAUCUAUGCAGUGUUCACAACAUCGAGCAAUAUCUUCAAAGGUUCAGCUGUCUGUAUGUACAGCAUGGCCGACAUUAGGAGGGUGUUUCUGGGUCCCUAUGCCCACAGAGAUGGACCCAACUACCAGUGGGUGCCCUUCCUAGGAAGAGUGCCAUACCCACGGCCAGGCACGUGUCCCAGCAAGACCUUUGGCGGAUUCGAAUCCACAAAAGAUUUACCUGAUGAUGUCAUCACAUUCGCCCGAAGUCACCCAGCCAUGUACAACCCAGUGUUUCCCAUCAACAAUCGGCCAAUCAUAGUCAAGACUGACGUGGAUUACCAGUUCACUCAGAUAGUUGUAGACAGAGUGGAGGCGGAGGACGGCCAGUAUGAUGUCAUGUUUAUUGGCACAGAUGUCGGUACGGUUCUAAAGGUGGUAUCGAUUCCCAGAGGCACUUGGCACGACUUGGAGGAAGUCUUGCUGGAGGAGAUGACUGUGUUCAGGGAACCAACUGCUAUAACCGCUAUGGAGCUGUCUACAAAACAGCAACAGCUCUACUUGGGAUCUUCUAUCGGGGUUUCCCAGAUGCCCCUGCAUCGCUGUGAUGUUUAUGGAAAGGCCUGUGCUGAGUGCUGCUUGGCGCGAGACCCUUACUGCGCCUGGGAUGGCUCCCAAUGUUCCCGAUACUUUCCCACUGCCAAGAGGAGGACUCGACGCCAGGACAUCAGGAAUGGAGACCCUCUAACCCAAUGUUCUGACCUCCAGCACCAUGAUGAAGAGAAUGGGGAGAACAUGCUGCUGGAUAGGACGGUGUAUGGGGUGGAGAACAGCAGCUCUUUCCUGGAGUGUAGCCCCAAGUCCCAGCGUGCGCUCAUCUACUGGCAGUUCCAGAGACAUGGAGAGGACAGCAAGCAAGAGAUAAAGGCAGAUGAGCGAGUGAUGGGCACUGAGCAGGGUUUGCUGAUCCGAGCUCUGCUGCAGAAGGACUCGGGCGUAUACUACUGCCACGCCGUUGAGCACGGCUUCAUCCAGACGCUCCUGCGCCUCACCCUGCACGUCAUCCCCGCCGACCAACUGGACGAGCUGCUUCACCGAGAGCCACCGGACACCGGCCGGACGCCCCACGCCAAACUGUGGUACCAGGACUUCCUAUCCCUCAUCGACCCACCCAGCCCCAACAGCGUGGACCAGCUGUGCGAGCAGGUGUGGAAGAGGGAGCGGAAGCAGCGACGGCAGAAGGCCCACCUGCUGCAAGCCAGCCAGUCCCACACCACCCAUCUACUGCACACCGGCCAACAGCACGCCAGCAAGUGGAAGCUCCUGCAGGAGAGCAAGAAGGGACGCAACCGCAGGAUGCACGAGACGCAGCGGGCGCCCCGCAGUGUGUGAGCCCGAGAACAUAGAGAUAAACACAGACUGAACUAUCCAAUCUAAAAACAACAGACAAGACUUUGCAGACUGUGACGCUGAAGACAGGGAGAGAGAGACAGGCAAUGUUAUUGCAACGUUCCAGCUCUCCUGCAGAGCGCGUGCGGAGGAAUGUUUACCUCUUUAGACUCAAACUCUUGACUCCAGGAGCAGCCAGUGGAAAAAAUUCCCUCACACACAGACUGGACAGCGACGUCCAGCAAUAAUAUUCUGUAAAUAUUACGCAGAAUAAAAGGAACGUCUUUCAGACAGGCCUCUGCCGAAGCUCUGGCCGGCUGGGUGAGGAACAUCAUAGAUCAUAGAUCAUAGAUAGAACAGAAGAAGUGAAACCAUCGACGACCAUCUUUAUAAUCUUCCUUAAGAUUAAGCACACUCCCAGUGCACAUAUACUGCGUACGAGACCUCUUCCGUUUCAGUGUAUUUUAAGGGUGUGUUUUAACCUAAAAGAUAUACAGUACUGUGAACAAAAAAAAGAGAACAACCCAUGGAGUCCUUCAUUUUUUUUGUAUUUAAUAUGAACAUGUGAACAGUAUAUUUGGUCUUUGUUUGAACAGUCUUAAGACAUGGAGGUAAUAUAAAGAAACACUUGAUGUAGUGGUAUCACCAUACCUGUGAAGCAUGGUGGUGGAAACAUCAUGCCUCAUGGAGGUCUUGGCAAAUUAUCCACCAUAUACAUGUCAUGUCAUUCCUGCUGAAACAUCACACAGCUGAAAGAAUUCUGCAUUGAGAAGUGGGAAAACACUAGCUUAGAGUCAAUGGUUACAUUGGAAAUACCGACUUGAUCUGAGAUACUUAGACAAGGACAAAUUAUGAUGGCUAAAUCUAGGUCUCAUGUCUGUUUCAGCAGUUGAUGGCUGAUCAGUGUAUUACUUCCAUCUCUUAAUAGUGUUAAUAUGAAGAUCAAAUGUCCAUGUUUUUUAAAUAUGUCAAAGAAACAGAUUUUCAUGUAGGGUCCUAUUUUUUUGACAUGAUUUAUACUGUAUGUAUGUAUCCAUUGGUCAAAGCUGAGAGACAAACCAAGUCACUACAGAGUCUAGAGUCUACAGUCAUCCUCUCUACAGCUCUCAGUUCUCCUCAUCCUCCAAUCCAGUUUUUUUGUCUCGUUUUGUUUUAUUUUCAACCAUCAAAGCAGAAAUCGUCCCCGAUCAUCAAUGGAUAAUGUGUGUUCCUCCUCUGAAUAAGCUCUUUCAGCACAAAUACAUGUUUCAGAUAUAUUUUAGAUGAAUAUUUAAAUUUUGUCCUUUUUUGUUCGUCAGAGUUAUAUCUAAUACUGCAUAAUAGAGAGUUAUUUUAUUAAAGGGGUUUCUGCAUUCUCUCACUCAAACUGCUGCAUUUAGGGGUGCAGGGGGGGUGUAAAUAAACAUUUUUUUGUACUCGAUUUCCCUCAAUAGCUUCCAAGCACAAGCUGCUGGUGGACAUUGCUUAAUCCUUGUAUGUGAAUCACAACGGUCUAGUAAGUGGCACAUCUUCAGUGUGGUGUUGUAUGUUCAAGUAAGGGAUGUUUUAAUUUUUUAUUUAUGAUAUGUUUUGAGUCACGAACUUUAAGGAGGGGGUGUUUUUCUUGUUUUCUUAAUUGAAAGGAAUCGAGCGAUUAACUUUUAGCUUCUUGUUUUUCCUUUUUUUAUUAUUAUUAUUUUUUUUAACCAAUAAAUGGUUCUGCCUUUAAAUGGUUUUGCGAGCGAUGCCGUAGAAGAACCACAUUUGGUUUUAAUAAAGCAUACCACACAUUUUCAUUCAUUAAGUCUUUAAGACAAGCUCUUGAGAUUGCAGCAGUGUGUGGUCAAGCAUUGUCCUGUUGGAACACCAUGAUGCAAUUCUGAGUCAUUACAUAUAUGACACAAAAAACGACCAAGCUAUUUUUUAAAUUAUUUUUAUCAUUUGAAAGGUUUUUUUACAUUCACCCACAUCUCUAUGACAAACAUGAGCCACUUUUUUAGCCCCAAAAGUGCUUCUUUCUAUGGCAUCCCUCAAUCGACCAUUUGAAGCAACUUUAUAUUAAAGACUGUAGAUGAUAAAAAAAGAAGCCCUCAUAAGAUCUUCAUUCAUUUUCCUAUCUUAUAUUUAUUCCUGUGUUCUAAGUUUCAUCUGAUGCACAGCUGUACUCAGCAGCCCAUGUGGUAUGCCAGGCUAUUUUUAAGACACUUAGCCUGAAGUGUAAUCUGGAGUCUUUCAUUUGGUAAACAGCAAAAGCUCUUCUGUUCUGAUGCCUCUGCUAUUCCCAGGCAGUCCUUGAUAUGGGUCAGAGAAAGCGAGAGCCGACGCAAGCGGCGUUACGUAAGGGAGGGUUGCGAUUGUCCCUGCAGUGCACUGAGAGAUGAAAACAGGACAGCUUUAAGGCCUCUUUUUUAGGGAAGGCAAUAAGAUAUUGGACACAACCAGGACAAGAUCUUUCCAUACACUCAUGAACAUAAAGGUUUUCUUGGGCCGUGCCAUAAAAGAACCACCUUUGGAUCCAUAAAGCAACACUUUCUAAUAUUGUAUUCAUACAUACUGUACAUCACUUUUACAACACAAAGCCUCAUGCAACAAAAUCUUACUAAUAUUUGUAUACGUUUUAAGACAUAAAUAGCCUAUUUCAGAUUUGUGAUGUGUUUUAAAACCACAGAGUUUUUCACAGUCCUGCUCUUACACUCACCAUCAAAGAAUGAGGGCAAAAAUAGUUGCACCCAGAAGGAAGGGUUGGAUUGCAAUGCUAUUUAAAAGGAAGAUAUAAGUUGCCAGGAGCAAUAAAUUAUUGCAAACUAUUAUUUUUUGAGAAAUACAGGGGUUGGACAAUGAAACUGAAACAACUGGAUUUAGACCACAAUCAUUUAUUGUCUCGACGGACAGUUCUGGUGGAAACAGGAGAAUUGAGGUGCACAUUGAAUUCUACCGUAAUUUGGGCAGCCGUGGUUUUAUGUUUUUUUUGGAUACAAUCCAGGUCCGCCCGAACAUCUCUUUCAGACAGCUACCUCUUGCAUCCACAGUUAAUCCUGUUGGAUGUGGUUAAUCCUUCUUGGUGGUAUGCUGACAUUACCCUGGAUACCGUGGCUUUUGAUACAUCACAAAGACUUGCUGUCUUGGUCAGAGACGUGCACCAACAAUUUGUCCUCUUUUGAACUCUGGUAUGUCACACAUAAUGUUGUGUGCAUUGCAAUAUUUUGAGCAAAACUGUGCUCUUAUUAUGCUAAUUGAACCGUCACACUCUGCUCUUACUGGUGCAAUGUGCAAUUAAUGAAGAUUGGCCACCGGGCUGCUCCUAUUUAGCCAUGAAACCUCCCACACUAAAAUGACAGGUGUUUCAGUUUCAUUGUCCAACCCCUCUACAUUCAGACCAUUAAUAUGUUCAGGUCUGUGGUGCAUGUAUGUGCAGUAGAUAUGUGGACAGUAGUCUUUAUACUAGUAUUGUCCUGUUGAAAUAGCAGGACCUUAUUAACAUUACAGGUGCCUGUAAAGAAUACCAUGACACCAGACUUUCUGGAAAUGUGACACCUGACAAGAAACCAUUGAUCUUCAUGGUGUCUUCAUACACAGAUUCGUUGUUGUUUCCACCAAAACAAAAGCUGGAUUGUCUGAAGAUGAGCCGCUGCCAAUCUGAGUCACACCAUGACAUGUUUAUUCCUACUGGGCGCAUUCAUGUUUUCACAGUUUGUGCAUAUUAAUCAAUCCUAUUGUCCUUGUAAAUUGUAACUUGAACAAUUCCCAUCUAAGAAAAAGUUAGUUAAUGUCUCAAUUAUCAUGAUUAAUGGUCUAAGUGGGUUUUAGGAAUAUUUUUCUGUCGGUAAAUAAGGCCCAAAGUUCUUUAUGGAGCCAAAAGAUUGUAUUUUAUGGCAUUGCUAAAAGACACAUUUGAAGCAUCCUCAAUCUUAAAAGUGUAGGCCAACUUUACAGUUCAUUUCUUUUGGUUUAUUAAUAAUAAUAAUAAUAAUAAUAAUAAUAAUAAUAAUAAUAAUAAUAAUAAUAAUAAUAAUAAUAAUAAUAGUUAUAUUGUUGUUUUCUUCAGCUGCCGCACAAACACACGAGCACCCAAGCACACGUAGGCACACCAGAAUGUAGCUGUGAACUUACUGUACAAUAUUUUGGGAAGAAAUAUUCAUAAAGGUCCAAUGCCAAUGUGUAGAAACUGCAUGUGAAUGCCCUUUUAUCCACACCACUCCUUUCUCUAGCGUUUACAGUAGCUAGCUAGUAAUGUUGUAAGUGCCACGUCUGACUGUAGGCACCAGAGCAGUCCACAGUUACAGUUACAAAUACAGUUACCGAGGUGUACAUACUCCUACUCGUAGAUAUGUGACAAAUACAGUGUUCGCUAAGGGCUGCACUGCUGCCUAUGGUACUCUCUGUCUCUCUCCCACUGUAGCACUGCAGUUUGGUUUUAUAUAUAAACUACAGUUACCUGGAGUUUCACCAGUGGGACUUAGGUAUUGAUAAUAAUACUGUUUCAGUACAAAAUUACUAAUGGAAAGUAUACGGUCACAUGAUGUUCAGACAGAAAAAAAGGACACUUCUGUCAACCAACAAAACGUUUGGGUCUAACUGGAAUGAACAGAGGGAGAAAGAAAAGAACGGUGAGAGAAAAAAAGAAAAAAUGCUGCUGUAAAUUAUUUGUUUUGGCAUGUAUUCUGCUGAUCUAAUAAAUGUCUCUUGUAAGAA
Molecule: messenger RNA, 7657 nt
Organism: Astyanax mexicanus (Mexican tetra)
Lineage: Eukaryota; Metazoa; Chordata; Actinopteri; Characiformes; Acestrorhamphidae
Gene: sema3ab
Product: sema domain, immunoglobulin domain (Ig), short basic domain, secreted, (semaphorin) 3Ab
Exons: 17
Coding region: 647-2989 (780 amino acids)
Biological process (GO): positive regulation of neuron migration; negative regulation of axon extension involved in axon guidance; motor neuron axon guidance
Molecular function (GO): neuropilin binding; semaphorin receptor binding; chemorepellent activity
Source: RefSeq, a predicted model, not a curated record